Molecule: messenger RNA, 3974 nt
Organism: Triplophysa rosa
Lineage: Eukaryota; Metazoa; Chordata; Actinopteri; Cypriniformes; Nemacheilidae
Gene: lrrc38b
Product: leucine rich repeat containing 38b
Exons: 2
Coding region: 926-1801 (291 amino acids)
Cellular component (GO): voltage-gated potassium channel complex
Molecular function (GO): potassium channel activator activity; transmembrane transporter binding; voltage-gated potassium channel activity
Source: RefSeq, a predicted model, not a curated record
AUGGUCGGCUCAUCCCUCCAUAUUAAAGGGCAAAGACAAUACAGGAGGAAAGCAGAAGAUGAGCCAGCAUGCUGAUAGACGUCCCCCGUUCGUCUCUAAUCUGCAUGCAGACAACUUCUUUGUGGAUAUUUGGAUUUCCUCACCAUAGCAACAGAGCUGCAAAACCGUGCCGUACGAUCUCUCAUCAGACACAGUCGUGCCCGGGGAUCGCACGGCAUAGAGGAAAAGGACUCCCGCGCCUAAACCUCUGAGGGAAUUUUCCUCUUUACGACCAUGACACCUCCCUUACAACAGCUCCGAAGUGCCAAGGGUCACGUUCACAGUCGCCGGUCGAGCGGUCGUUCCUGCCUUCAGCUGAGAGACAAAUGGAGGGAUGCAACAAUUUCAUUGUUUGCUCACCAGAACGGAGCCUCUGCAUGUUGAAUCCUUUCGUGUCAGACAGCCAAGCUUCUGUCAUCGCCUCACGACCGCGAGAGGAAGACUGGAAGCGUCCCCUCCUCCUCCUCCACGUUGCCUCUGAAUUUUUACUCAAUCUGCCUCUCUGGUUUCUGUUUACCUCCGUGUGCUGAUAUCUCCUCCCCUUUCUCUCACUCUCUCAUGCUUUCUCUCUCCCUCCCACAGCUUGCUAUUUCUCCUCCCCUCGUGCCUUCAAAACCAGCCAUCUGCUCGCCACUUUAAGGUUGCUUGCUAGAUGCUCUCCCGGAAAACAGCGUACGCUGCCCUCUCCAGCAUCUCCAUGUGGAAGCUACUUUAGAAUUUCUUACCCAAGACAGCAGAAUGCUCCUGUGCUGGCACUGAAUUCUCCACUCAUCUUCUCGCUUUCCCCUUCCCCUCCCCUUUCCUAAUCUCCUGCCCUCUGACCUUCAUCACCCCAUCAACUGUUCCUCUCCCUGUUCCCUCUCAUUUUUGUCCCUCUUUCUUGACCAUGUUGCCAUGUGUCUGCCGGUUCCAGCCUGUCCUUGCCUUGCUGUCCUUUACUUUGUUGACUCAAGGGGAAAACUGUCCAGCGACCUGCCUGUGUCCAGACCCUCACACUGUAGACUGUAGCAGACGAGGGCUUACCCGACUACCAGACGAGAUCCCGCUGGAUGUAAGGAGGCUAAUGCUGGCCGACAACUGGAUCCCACACAUUCCCUCGGACUUCCUAGUGCUCUACAGUGACCUGGUCUAUCUGGACCUCCGCAACAACUCGCUCUCGCACAUCGAGCCGGGCACCCUUAGCACAUCCUCCAGGUUGGUUUUCUUGGACCUCGGCUGCAACAACCUGACGGAGAUCCCCAAAGGGACUUUUGGAGAGUCGAGGAGCUUAAUAAAGUUGCGUCUGGGCAAUAACCCUUACCUAAGCAUGGUCAACGAAGAUGCCUUCACGGGUCUUACAUCCUUGCGCGAACUCGAACUUGAACGCAAUGCACUUUCUGGGCUACAGGUGCAAGCGCUGAACCAGCUGCCCUCCCUCCGGAUGGUCAGGUUGGAGGGCAACCCCUGGGUGUGUAACUGCAACUUUUCCAACCUGUUUACUUGGCUGGUGGAGAACAGUCACAAGCUUCCCAACGGUAUAGAGGGAAUGGAAUGCUCCUUGCCCAACAAUGGCCGCCGAGUGCCUCUCAGCCAUCUCUCCCAGGACAGUUUUCGGGAGUGUCAGAUCACCCUGACUCUCACCGAUUUCCUCAUCAUCAUCUUCUCGGGCAUCUCCGUCUCGGUGGCCGCCAUUAUGGCUAGCUUCUUCCUGGCUUCCACCGUACACUGUUUCCAGCGCUGGAGCAAAGGAAGCAAAGGGGACGAGGAGGAGAAUGAAGAGUGAGAUGGAGAUGGGUUUCCCUUAAUCUGAUUCAGAGCUGCAGACUUGGACAUGAAGUAGCUUAAACUUCAUGACUGAACAGAUACCUGCUAAAACGUCACCUGAGAUGGCACGGAUGGGGGAAAUGGGCACAAACCAAGAUUUAAAGUUGGACAAACAUGACUAGUAUGGACAUAGCACCCUCAGAAUUGAUGGAUUUUUGGUAUAACGGUAAGCCUUAGUAUGCAAACUUCCAGGGAUAUCUGUGUUAAAGGAAAUUCUUGAAUAUCUUGUCCUCCAGCUAAGUUCUCCGUGUUGAAUACUGUCGUCUGUAAAGUUUCUCUUAUUGUAGUCAAUAUACAGUAUAGCUAGCAAAAAUCAAACUGUACUACUUGUUAAUUGUGCCAGAUUAGCACAGAUAGACAGCAAUGGUUGAGCAAAGUAUUUAUCUUUUGACAGAAAGUUAAAAAGGGCAGGUUAGAAGUCAAAUGUUGCCGUCAUAGCUUUAUGCAGCCAAAAUAUGCGAUGGAAGCCAUUUUACUUGGAUUUUACAUGGAUUUCAAAUGGCAUUAUCGGAAAGACAAGAUAUUUAAAGUAGAGCUUAAUGUGACUAGCCGUGUCAAACACUGCACUUUAAAACGGUUCAAGAUGUGCUGGCCCUCAAAGCACCAAGUAGACUGGUUUCACCCAGAUCUGCCAAAGAAUGCUGAGACUGAGGCACGAUGUUAAUGUGAAUAUAGAUUUAUUUUUCUUUAAAAAAGUCUGUGAUCUUAGCAAGAUGACAUUUAUUCAGCAUAAAUAUGGUUCUCUCAUAUUUACCCUUAAAGUGACUUCUAAACACAAUAUACAGUAUAUGAGAUUAUAUGAGAUUAUGAGAGUAUAUACUACUGGUCUACAAAUGUCUUUGUGUCGUUUAUGUCUUAAAGGUAUAUUGGCAAAAGGAAUACAGUGGCCCUGCUUAUUUGGACUUGAAGUUAUGCAAAGGGAGCAAUCACACUCAGAUAUUACACAAGAAUGUUAGUUGUGCGUUUAAUAUAAAACAAUAGAUUUACUAUUCUAAAUUAAGACUAAACUUGUGUGAUUGACAAAUUUAGAAUAUUUCCAUAGUUAAUUUAGACCUGUGGUUAUUUUGCUAUGACAUCUGUGUAAAUCUGACUACAUCCAGUGCAAAUAACCUUUGGUCCAUUUGGUUAAAGGUAAUUACCAACAUGUUCAAGAACUCAAUUCUGUCAAAAGGUUUGGCAUCAUUUCUUUGGACAUCUUUUAUCAACAGUAUGUAUGGCUUACGUGUCCAAAUAAUUUUUGGGGCCACUGUACAUUUCUGUGUUUUCUGAUUGCUGUCUAGUGUCAAUAAUAAUAUACUGUCGUAACUAAAUGGCAUACGUUUCAUACUGUCAGUAUCAUCAAGAAACUUUGUCAGUAGGUCUUAUUUGAAUGAUCUUUUACCAUUGGAAAUGGUUUGAAUGGUUUUGAAUCUCAGAUAAAGACCUUUGAUUGUUUGCUUUUGUUUUUCCUUACACUAUAUGACCAGAAUUAUGUGGACGCUCUAAAACCACAUCCUUAUGUCUAUGGUGAGCUUUCAUUUCAAGUUGGACCCGCCUAACAGCCUCAAUGUUCUCCCAUUGAAACACAGAGAGCAUCCGCGAGGUCAGGGAUGGAUGUUGAGUGAUGCGGGUCUGGCUCGAAGCCACCAUUCCAAUUCAUCCUGAAGAUGUACGCUUGGGUUCAUUUCUGGGCUUUAUGUAAGCCAGUCAAGUUCUUCCACACCAGACUCUUUAAAUCAUUUCUUAAUGGAUCCUACAUUGUACACCGGGGCAUUGUUAUGCUGGAACAGAAACUGUUUCCAAAAUGGUGGACGCACACAGUUCUCUAGGUUGUCCCUGAAUGCUGUAGCAUUAAGAUUUAAGGGCCUAUUCAUUAUAAUGGCUUCCACAUGCUUAAGGUCAUGUAGCGCAUUUUGUAUCGAUCAUAUUUGUUUCAUAUCCUUAUUUUAAAGGGCUUCAUGUGUCUUUAACAUGUCAGAUGGGGAAUUUCUAAGAGUUGGUUUAUUAAAAGGUCUUUUGCACAAUGUUAAUACAUUCAUUAAUUCAUUUCAUGUGUUGACAUAUAGCGUUCCCUUUCUGUCGGUCUCUCGACGUUGUGUCGAGCCGACAGAUGGGGUUCGUCCCUCAGAACCAAUUGCUUCCGACUUCAUAGA